This is a messenger RNA of Paramecium sonneborni, 1609 nucleotides long. Lineage: Eukaryota; Ciliophora; Oligohymenophorea; Peniculida; Parameciidae. The record is from the annotation of a GenBank genome assembly.
AUUAAUUUUAAAAUAAAUUUUCAAACACAGUCAUUCACCACGUCUAUGUAAAAUCAUUUUAACUUUGCCUAAAGCUUAUCAACCUAAUUAAAUAGUAAUAAAAAUUUUGAUGGUUAGGUUUUAUGAAUAUGCAACAAUUAUUGAUACCAGGACUACCUCAUGAAUUAGAAAUAAAUAACCUUCAAUAGAUGGCGAGAUCAAUGACCUUGUAAGAGAAUUCAGAAAUGAUAGAAGAAAAAUAGGUACAAAUUUUUUAUAUACAAGUAACAAAACCACCCACUUGAUAAAAAGUGUACCUAGGAUGGAGAAAGUGUUUAGCCAAUUGUAACUCCAAGAAGAAUGUGUCAUGACUUCAACAGAGAAUCUCCUUUUGUCAAGAUCAGUGUUUACAAAUAGCACCAAAUGACUAAUUAAAAAAUAUAUAUACUCCAAGAUGACAAGUAAAAAUUUAUGUUUAUUAUAGAAUCGUUGGAAGCAAUUAGAUUUAAAAAAAUGAAAUAUCUAUCAUUCGUCGUAAGAAAUAACAACAUAUAGGUGAUAAUAAUAUAGAUUUGGGUAGAUAAUUUAAGUGAUAAUUUGUAGGUCUCUCUUCAUAAGAAUAAAAUGCUGAAUAGGUGCCUUGUAAAAUUUCAACAGAAUUUGGUUUUCGUCAUUCCAGCAGAAUCACACCAUAAAUUUUUUGUUUUUUAUCUCUAAAAUAUUUCCAUUCUAGAUUUAAAGAAUUGCCAUCAAAUAUCUUCAAACUUAUUCACUCAUUUAUCAAGUAUUUAAGUGUAAAUAUUUUUAGAGAAAAACCAAAAUUCUAUAUUUAGGAUUGUGGAACAUCUUUAAAAACCUUAGUUAGAAUUAAAAAAGAAAGCCCACGAAUAAUGAACGAAAGCAAUAAUUACUUAAUCGGGGCUGAUUUCUAUUUUCACGUUAUUCAAUUAAAUUCAAUACCUAGCCUAAUUGAAAAUAAGAAAAAGGAUUAAGAAACUCCCAUUGAAUACUUUUUUUAGACUCUUGUAAGAGAACAUGAAAAAUAUAGAGCUAGAAUUCAUGGAUUGUCUAAAGAAGAAUAGUAAACUUUUUAAUGUAUUUAAAUUAUAAAUCUUAGAAUACUUAGAAGAAUAUAGAAAUUUAAAGAAGAAAGGAAGGAAAUAAUAUCAUCUAAUAAAUUGUUAUAGACCAUUUCUUAAAAUUUAAUUUGAUACUCCAAUAACAAAAUAGAUAGCUGUCUUUAUAGCAAAGCCAGGAUGUGAACAAAUAUUUAAAAUUGGAAGAUCUUAAGAUUGUGAUAUCAUUGUCAAUAUGAAUACUGUUUCAAGAAAACAAACAUAAAUCAAAUUUAACAAAACAUAAUGGGAAAUUUGUGAUGGAGAAGGAAUACGAUAAUCAGCUAAUGGAACUUGGUAAUCCUUAUAACCAUAUGAACAACCCUACUUCAACAUAAAAUAAAAACUUAGUGAUCCACAUCUUAUUGAGGAUAUGAUGGAAAUUAAAAUAUGUGAAAACAUUUUUAAAUUUGAAAUGAUUGGCUUUGGAGUUUCAAAAAAGUAAUAUUAUUUUUAAUAUAUUUAGACGAAAAUUGACUAAUACACUCUACUAAGAAUUAACUUAAUUCGAUUGA